This is a messenger RNA of Cicer arietinum (chickpea), 1679 nucleotides long. RefSeq names its product glycerol-3-phosphate acyltransferase 9. Gene Ontology annotation, biological process: triglyceride biosynthetic process. Gene Ontology annotation, cellular component: endoplasmic reticulum. The record is from RefSeq and is a predicted model, not a curated record. NCBI's taxonomy places the organism in Eukaryota, Viridiplantae, Streptophyta, Magnoliopsida, Fabales, Fabaceae. Gene Ontology annotation, molecular function: glycerol-3-phosphate O-acyltransferase activity.
AAUAUUUUGACAAGAAAUGAAACAUAAAUACUGUAAAUAACCUUCGUCCAGAACCUCGCCCCUUCCGCCAACUCUUCGUCGUAACCUCCGCUCCUCCGGCCCUGUUCGUUGCUCCGGCAGGGCAGAUUCAUAACCCUCUCAUCGCUGACCUCCUUAACUCGGACGAGUGUCAAUCGUUUACUUCCGGCAACUUGACCGUGAAUCAGGAUUUUAAACCUCACCCUUCCUUUUAAGAAAUCACUGGAAGAAGUAAUAGCACAACACUAAUGAAUAGCACUGGAACACUUAAGUCUUCAAGUUCUGAGUUGGAUCUUGAUCGACCCAACAUUGAGGAUUAUCUCCCUUCAGGAGCCGCCAUUCAACAAGAACCUCGCGGCAAGCUUCGCCUGCAUGACUUGCUUGAUAUUUCUCCUACACUAUCUGAGGCAGCUGGUGCUAUUGUAGAUGACUCAUUCACAAGAUGUUUCAAGUCAAAUCCUCCAGAACCAUGGAAUUGGAAUAUAUAUUUGUUUCCUUUGUGGUGUUUUGGAGUUGUUGUUCGAUAUUUGAUACUGUUCCCUACAAGGGUUCUUGGGUUAACAUUAGGAUGGAUAAUAUUUCUUUCUGCUUUCAUUCCAGUGCACCUCCUAUUGAAAGGACAUGACAAGUUGAGGAGAAAUAUUGAGAGGUCUUUGGUAGAGAUGAUGUGCGGUUUCUUUGUUGCAUCUUGGACUGGGGUUGUCAAGUACCAUGGGCCAAAGCCCAGCAGGCGACCAAAACAGGUUUUUGUUGCCAACCACACUUCCAUGAUUGAUUUCAUUAUCUUAGAACAGAUGACUGCUUUUGCUGUUAUUAUGCAGAAGCAUCCUGGAUGGGUUGGAUUGUUGCAAAGCACCAUUUUGGAGAGUGUAGGAUGUAUCUGGUUCAAUCGCACAGAGGCAAAGGAUCGAGAAAUUGUGGCAAGAAAAUUGAGGGAACAUGUCCAGGGAGCUGACAACAAUCCUCUUCUCAUAUUUCCAGAGGGAACUUGUGUAAAUAAUCACUACACAGUCAUGUUUAAGAAGGGUGCAUUUGAACUUGGCUGCACAGUUUGCCCUGUUGCAAUCAAAUACAACAAAAUUUUUGUCGAUGCAUUUUGGAAUAGUCGAAAGCAAUCAUUCACUAAACAUCUGUUGCAGCUAAUGACAUCAUGGGCUGUUGUUUGUGAUGUUUGGUACUUGGAGCCACAAAACCUAAAGCCAGGAGAGACACCAAUUGAGUUUGCCGAAAGGGUGAGAGACAUAAUCUCACAUCGUGCUGGUCUUAAAAAGGUUCCUUGGGAUGGAUAUCUGAAGUAUUCGCGUCCUAGCCCAAAGCAUAGAGAAAGAAAGCAACAGAACUUUGCUGAGUCGGUGCUGCGGCGUUUGGAAGAAAAAUAAAUCGUACCUUUUUGUAUAUUAUUACUCAUUUUUAUCGUCAUUCUCCAACCCUUUUUUCUUUCUUUUCUUUUUAAUUUUACGCACCUAUUUAUAUUUAUAUGUAGGUUCAUUUGUUAUGCAUACAUUACUCAAUAAUGAAGUUGCCCGAUAAAUUGUUGCAAGGAUGGUUGAUUUGUCUUUUGCACAAAUAAACGAGUAUGUGCUUGAUGUUUCAUGGACAAAUAAUUUUGAUAGGUUUCUGAACUGAGCCUUUAUUUAAACGGAUUGAUAGUAUUUCUUCCC